Messenger RNA from Impatiens glandulifera, 662 nucleotides. Its product is annotated as cytochrome P450 CYP72A219-like. The transcript is spliced from 2 exons. Gene Ontology annotation, molecular function: monooxygenase activity; heme binding; oxidoreductase activity, acting on paired donors, with incorporation or reduction of molecular oxygen. The record is from RefSeq and is a predicted model, not a curated record. The coding region runs from base 18 to 662 and encodes 214 amino acids. NCBI's taxonomy places the organism in Eukaryota, Viridiplantae, Streptophyta, Magnoliopsida, Ericales, Balsaminaceae.
CUCGAUCUCCCUAGCUUAUGCUUCCAGCAUUCCACGUGAGUUGCGUUGAGAUGAUAAAUUCAUGGGAAAAGGCAUUGAAAGAGUCGAAAGAGGUGGAUGUUUGGCCAUAUUUACAGAAUUUGUCAGCAGACGUGAUUUCAAGAACUGCAUUUGGUAGCUCCUAUAAAGAAGGAAGGAAGAUAUUUCAGCUUCUAACGCUACAAACUGGACUCGUCACUCAAGCUCUAAGCACGCUAUACAUCCCAGGAUCGAGGUAUAUUUGUUGUUACUUUAAGUUUCUUCCGACAAAGAGAAAUAUGAGAAUGAAGAAGAUAGUGAAAGCACUAGAACAUCUACUCACUAAUAUGAUCAAUAAGAGAGUUGAAGCCUUGAAAAAUGGUGAAACAAACAAUGAAGACUUGUUAACCAUAUUAUUAGAAUCCAAUUUCAAACAAGGGGAGCUAAAGGUUAUGACCAUUAAAGAGGUGAUCGAAGACUGCAAACUCUUCUACUUUGCUGGCCAAGAGACUACUGCGGUUUUACUUCUUUGGACAAUGGUUCUUUUGGCUCAACAUCAAGAAUGGCAACACCGAGCUAGAGAAGAAGUCCUUCGAGUAUUUGGAAAUGAUGGCGAUCCCAAUUUUGAUGGAAUCAACCGCCUUAAGAUCGUAAGUUUAAUCUAA